AUGCUUAUGUCACUAUGGGAAAUCUGUAGUGCACGAUCUAAUUCCUUCCGAAAAGCCGUUCCUUUCUUAUUUGAUAUACUGAACUCUGGUCUUACUUCUGGAGUGACGCACAUCGAUUUCAAAUCAGGUGUGACACAAUAUAUUGAUCACCGAUUCAACUAUCGUGCUACAAAAAUGAAAGUCAUUAAUACAAAAAAGGAACAACAAGCAAUUAAACAUAAAAUAAAUCGAAAAAUUCGUUAUUUUUUAGGACAAUAUUGUCAUAUUGAUCCAAUCAAUAGUAUCAGUGUCAUAGGAGAAAUACAUCGUCAACUAAAUAUUGAAAUAAACAUUAACAUGAAGCUAAUGAAUUUAUUAUUGAUAAUGAAUUAG
Adineta ricciae is the source of this 372-nucleotide messenger RNA. NCBI's taxonomy places the organism in Eukaryota, Metazoa, Rotifera, Eurotatoria, Adinetida, Adinetidae. The record is from the annotation of a GenBank genome assembly.